Messenger RNA from Carassius carassius (crucian carp), 947 nucleotides. It is a transcript of the gene apobec2b, whose product is annotated as apolipoprotein B mRNA editing enzyme, catalytic polypeptide-like 2b. The transcript has 2 exons. The record is from RefSeq and is a predicted model, not a curated record. Lineage: Eukaryota; Metazoa; Chordata; Actinopteri; Cypriniformes; Cyprinidae. Gene Ontology annotation, cellular component: cytoplasm; nucleus. The coding region runs from base 118 to 939 and encodes 273 amino acids. Gene Ontology annotation, biological process: cytidine to uridine editing. Gene Ontology annotation, molecular function: RNA binding; cytidine deaminase activity.
UUAACUAUCAGACCUGGGACCAUAUUCAGGCUGUCAUCUCUCUGACUCACAUACUAAAUCAACAGCCCCCUUCACACACUCACAGAUAGCAGACUCAUUUCAUCGCACAGCUAAGUCAUGGCGGACAAAAAGGACAGCAAGAUCCCCAGUAAAAGCGGCCUGAUAAAGAAGAAAGAAAAGAAAUUGGAGAAAGUAGAGAGUAAACCUGAAAAGGAGAAAGAAAAGAACAAAGAUAAAGGAGAAAAGGUGACAAAGAAGCCAGAGAAGACCCCAGAAAAUCAGCAAAUAAAUGAGGAGGCGCCUCAAGGAAAUGGGGAGGUAGCAGAAGGUGCCAAAGGCCCUGUCAAAGAUGAGGAGUUUGAGCUGGAGCCUAUGGAGCUGCCUCCAUUCGAGAUCAUUAUAGGAGAUCGAAUAAACCCGACCUUCUUUAAGUUCCAAUUUAAAAAUGUGGAAUAUUCCUCUGGACGCAACAAGACCUUCCUGUGCUACCAGGUAGACAUUCAAGGAGGCGCUGCAGAGACAGAAGGCCUUCGCGGUUACCUGGAAGAUGAGCAUUCGGGUUCACAUGCUGAAGAGGCCUUCUUUCAUCAGGUGCUGGCCUAUUAUGACAAGUCACUCCACUACACAGUGACCUGGUACACGUCCUCGAGCCCUUGCGCAUCCUGCUCUGCUAAGCUCGUAGAGAUCUUGCGAGCUCGCAAGACAAUGCGCCUUAAUAUCCACUGCUCCCGUCUCUUUCAGUGGGAGGAAGCAGAGAUACAGGCCGGACUUCAGGCGCUAGUUAGGGCAGGGUGUAAAAUACGCAUGAUGAGGCCUGUGGAUUUUGCGUAUGUUUGGUCUACGUUCGUUGAGAACGAGGAAGAUAACUUUACACCCUGGGAGGACUGUCAAGAUAGCUAUGAUUAUUAUGAUGAGAGAUUGUGUGAUAUUUUAAAGUAGGGUAAGCA